Messenger RNA from Hydractinia symbiolongicarpus, 3368 nucleotides. RefSeq names its product trichohyalin-like. Bases 135 to 3287 code for a protein of 1050 amino acids. Lineage: Eukaryota; Metazoa; Cnidaria; Hydrozoa; Anthoathecata; Hydractiniidae. The transcript is spliced from 8 exons. The record is from RefSeq and is a predicted model, not a curated record.
CAGAAAGUGAGUUGGUUACUUUUUUUUUUUUGCAGAAACGCAUUUUCUGGAGGACAUUAUCUGUGACAAACAUGUAACGUCAGAUGUAAACAAGCUGCCAUUUUUAAAGUAUUCUAGUAGGCUCAUUAGCAAAAAUGGAAAGAUCGUCAUCCGCAAUGAAUACCUCCGACACAAAUAUAAAGUUGUCGACAAUGAUAUACAAAAGACGGCCUCCAACCCCGACAAGACUAAACAAACGCUUCGAACUCGGCGAAUUGGAUAGCGAAACUACUUCAAAGUCAUCUAAACUGAAUCCAGAUGUUGAGCGGGAAGAAAUAGCGUUAAAAGAUGAACUGUUAAGAAUAUUUCAGCGAGAGAAAGAUUCCAUGGAACAGCACUACUUGAAUAAGAUUCAAGAACUGCUAAGAAGCUUUAAAGCAAAAAAGAUUGAAUGGGAGGAAAUGGUAAAAGCUGAACGAGAAGAUUUAGAGGGACAAUUCGAAACAGAAAGAUCUGAAAUGCAUCAAAGUUUUGCACAAGAAAUUGCAAAAAUGACAAGAUCUUUUCAAGAAGAAAAAGCGGAGCUUGAAAGAAAAUUUGAAGAUAGGCUGAAAAAUCGCGAAGCUGAGUUUGAACGUGAAAGAAGAGACAUCAGCGAAAGUUGGAAAAGUAGGAUCGACAGUGUGAAGAGACAAUGUCAAGCAGAACACGAAGCUUCGUUAACAGUGGAAAUGAAGAAUGAAAGUGAAAAGCAUAGAUGUAGUAUGGAUAACUUGGAGAAAAAAUUUGAGACCAUCAGAUAUGACUUAGAAAAAAGAUUUGAGAGAGAUCUUGCUGAAGGAGAGACAAAAUAUCAGAAAUUGGCGUUUGAAAUGGAAAAGAAAUUUGAUGAUGAAAAGACAAAAAUUGAUAGAGAUUGGCAGCGUCGCAUUGAACACAUAGAGGAAGCUCUACGCAAGGAAGCUAACCAUCGAUCGGAAAUAGAACGGGCUGCAGCUCAUGAGAAAUCCAAUUUGCAAGCUGUCAACAACAUGUUGAAAGAAGAAAUUGGCCGUUUAAAGGAAGAAAUUGACCGUUUGAGAAAAUUACCUACACCACCUCCAGAGGUGAAAAUAAUCGAGAAAAAGGUACCAGUUGAAGCGCCUCCAGUUAGUUACAAUUCUCGAGCAGACCUUCCAUCAAACUUGAGAGAAGAUUUCGAUCGUAUUUUGAACGAAUACAAAGACAACUUGAAAGAUAAAUUUCAACGUGAUAAAUCUGCAAUGGAGGAAAAGUUGCAGAUGGAAAAAGAAAGGUUAAAAGACAGAAUAGUAAAAGAAAAAGAAGAACUGGAUAAAAGAUUAGCAGAAGAAAAAUACCGAAUGGAGCGAGACUUGGAUCGUAGCCGGGAUGAUAUUGAGAAAGAGAUAGAGCGUCGUCUUAGAACAAAACAACUCUCUGAAUCGCUGGCAGUGCAGCAACAAAGAUUUGAUGAAGUAACACGAAGACUAGAAGAAGAAGAAAAAAGUAGAAGAGAUAAAAUGCAAGAACAUGAUAAUCGCAAACAUGAAUCCAUCAUCAAUGAACUUUCGCGUGAAAAUGAAGGACUGAAAGCAAAGGUGGCAGCACUAGAAGAUAAUAACAAAGUUUUGAAAAACUUAAAGGAAGAAGGUCAACGUGAAGUGGACAGAUUAAGAGGAGCUGUUGAAGAGUUAAAGAUCAUUGUGGAAUCCAAACGCGAAAAUGAACGUGCGCGUGCUCAAACACCAUCUUCAGAAUUGAUGUUAAUGUCAUUAAUGCAACAGCAACAACAACAACAGCCGAAACAAACAGAUGAUAGGGAACAAAUAUCACAAAAGAUGGAGGAAAGACUAAAAUUGGAGGAACUGAAGUCGGAAUUACAAGAAAGAUCUCGAGAAAAAUACGAGAAUUUGUUAUCAGAAAAACGAAAGUUAGAAGACGCUUUAAAAGCACUUGAGAAUCGUGUAGUGGGGAUGCAAGAUGAUUUCAUGAGAAUGCGAUACAAUAGCCCACAACCGCAGCAACCACCACCACAACCACCACCACAGUUUAUAACACAGCCGCAACCAGUUAUUGUGCAGCCAGCAAUAUAUCCACAUGCACCUGCUCCACCCCAACCUGCUUCUGAAGGGGUUCAAAUUAUUAACAUGCCAUCUCCUGUUUCACAACCACCUACAACUCCAAUUCAACCUCAGCCACAACCACAGCAACCACUACAACCUCAGUAUCCAUAUUAUAUGCCCCCUCCUCCUAACAACAUGUUCAUGCCUCCUGACCAAUCCGAAAAAAUCUCAAAGCUGAAAAAUGCGAAAGAACGUUUGACUAAUCAAGUUACAGAUUUAGAAAACGAAUUAAGAGAAGCAAAUCAUGAAAAUAAUUUGCUUCAAAAACAAUGCAGAGAAUUCGAAAGGCAAUUGGAAAAGCUUGGUGAUGCUGUAGAAAGGGAAAGAGAAAUAUCAUCAGCAUUGCGAGAUCAGCUUAGCACAGAAAAGAUAAAGACAUCUAAGCUGGCUGAGGAUCUACAAAAGGAAAACCACAGGGUUUUGAAGGAAAUAGCUGACGGUGAAGAAAUGAAGCUGAAAAUGCAACGAGAGAUUCAAGAUUUGCAACUUAAGCUACACCAUGCUGGUCAAACAUUAGCUGCUGUCAGGCAGCAAGCGUCAAAUGACUUUAACGGAUCAACCAUGCUGACGACAGGCUUUCAGCCACCCAAUACAGAACACACCGUAAAUAUGGUUACAAUGCCAGCGAUGAAACCCAUGGCAUCGCUAUUUGCCUCACAUGCAGCUGGGCGAAAAGGCAGCUUAUUAAAAUCAAAUUUAAGUAUGUCUAAGGAGUCAGCAUUUGACCAAUAUCAUCACCAGCAACAACAGCAACAAAUGUAUCAACAACAACAACAACAACAACAACAGCAGCAACAACAGCGUCAACAGCGUCAACAACAGUUACAAUUUGAAAAACAGGAAGCAGCUAUGAAAGAAGAACUAGAAAGGGUGAGAAAUUUGGAAGAAGAAAAAAUGAAGCUGCAAGAUCAACUGGAUGAUGCUAGAGGAGCCCUCGAUGCGUAUGCCAAUAAAUUAGACCAUCAGCUUGGAAGUUUACAAUCUAAAGUCAAUGCUUCUACAUCAAGGACUAAAGAACUCACUCAUCAAAAUAUGCACCUUAACAAAGCUGUCCAUGCAAUGGGAAUGGAACAAACUAACACAGAGCGACAAAAUUAUCACUUGAGGCAUCAGAAAAUGCAUCUUCAGAAAUUAAUCGAGAGGCUGACAGCUAUGAAUCCACAGCAAUCAUCACAUUCUUUCUAAAAAUGACAAAGCACGGUUGCCACGUCUUAUACACAUCUUUGUAUUGGUAAUAUGUUAGAUUGAAUGUCAAGUCAUUACUUA